Ruditapes philippinarum (Manila clam) is the source of this 631-nucleotide messenger RNA. RefSeq names its product P2X purinoceptor 7-like. The annotation marks the transcript as partial. The record is from RefSeq and is a predicted model, not a curated record. The transcript has 3 exons. NCBI's taxonomy places the organism in Eukaryota, Metazoa, Mollusca, Bivalvia, Venerida, Veneridae.
UAUCGAACUUUCUCAGAUAACUUAUACUGAAUAAAAAUUAACCAAUAUCAUGGAUUUUUCUGACGACUCUGAGAUUUAUGAUGAAGAGGUCAAUGAAAUAAGACCUUAUAUGUACGAGCCAAGAGCUGUUAGCCAGGAGGAACAAAGUGUGUCCGACUCGGACUCGGAGUUUGAAGACAGCUCCGAUGAUUCAUUUAACGGCAAUGUUGACGAGUGGUGUGAAUGUGGAUGUUGCAUUCACAUGCCUACAGCCCAUGAGAGGAAAUGCUGCCAGUCAACAAACAUAGUUGAUGGAAAGGCAGAAUCAGAAGGUGUGCCCUGUAUCACACUUCAUGAGGGGUUCCAGGUGAACUGUCUCAACAUCCAUGUAUUGGAGACCUCGUAUUAUGAAUUUAUACACAACAAUGGGCCAAGAGAAGAAAACCAAGAAAUUCAUGAGUUAUAUAGAUACCUUGCCUACAGGCGCUUUACAAGAUGGGUGUAUGGAUUACUGCCAAGAAAGUGUAGGCGUGUCAUUCCUGCAUGUGCAGUCAACGCCAUUAGAGAACAGUUUCCCUCAGAGGAGUACAGUGGCUUCCGUUACCCCCAGUUGUUGUCUUUGGAUUCAAAUGUUCUGUAUAUUAUCAUAAAU